UUUGAUCAACUCAAGAUUUGCGGACCUCGAAGAUCAUUUUAACCGCAACAGCGAAAUAAUCUAUAACUACCAUCAGAAAUUGCAAUCAACGCGGUCUGAUUGAAAAUCAACAAUCAAAGACCAUUUGUUGAUGGAGGAAUAAGCCGAACUGAAGAUGUCAAGUCGGAGGAGAAAAGCAGCGGUUACCAAGAGGGUGGUUGAGGAGGCGGAUACAGGUGACUCUGACAGUCGUAUGGAGACGGACAGCGAUGUCGUACUUGCUCCAUCGAUGAGCAAGCCACCAAGAAAGGAGGCAACAGAUAUUGGUACUGCUAUACCGGAGGAUUUACCAGAAGGCACAGUUGUUGUCCAGCCAGAGGCUGUAGACGACUCUCCAGACUUCAGCGAACCAGAGUUCAGGCCGAAAAAGGGACGGAAAAAUGAACACCAUGGAUCAAAAGUCACAGAGCAAGAACUUGGCCAACAGCAUUGUACAGCUUGUAAUAACCAGAUUACUCAUCUCAAACAUCUAAAGCGACACCCUGCGCUGAAAGUCCUCAUCUGUAAGAAAUGCUUUGAAUGGUACUCAGGCGAUAAGUUCGACCAGGAUUCAAAUGGAGUGGAUGAGCAAUGUCGUUGGUGCGGUGAGGGGGGCAACCUCCUUUGCUGUGACUUCUGCUGUAAUGCAUUCUGCAAGAGCUGCAUACGGAGUAAUCUUGGGCGGUCUGAGUUGUCAUCAGUCCUCGAUGCAGAUGAGGACGUGCCAUGGAAAUGUUACGUCUGUAAUCCACUACCACUCGCAAGUUUGAUUGCCCGCUGCACCAAAAUUUUGAAAAAAGCUGAUGAAGUUCUGCACCAACGAAAAUAUGAACGAGAAAACCGGGAGAAAAAAGAACGCGAGGAGAAAAAAAAACUGGGGGAGAGAAGACGACACGUGUCACGUCAAACAUCUAUUCCAGCUACUGCUGGUAGGGAGAGUGACAGUGGUGCAAGCAGCCUUGGACUGGACGAGUGGGAAUAUGAUUACUCUGAGUCAGAACUGGAGAAAAAGGUUGAUACGUUAUUUGAAUGGCAAACGAAGUUUGCUCUGGCCUUGACCUCCUUCAGGAAACAGAUUCGUUCUUUAAAGGAUUUUGACCGUAAUAAGCCACAGGAGCGAAAAAGAUUAAAAGACAGGAAAAAAAGCAUUGUGUCUGAUCUGAUGAUUAUUUCGAAAAAGGUUGGUAAGGAAUUGGACAGUAUUGAAAUUGAGAGAGUAAGAGUUCGGAAGAACACUGGGAGUGGACGUGUGUCCCAAGGAAGCCAAGGUUGUGGUUUACACAGUUUGUUGACUGGAAGUCUUGACCAGGUGCAAGGUAGAACUGGGAGUCAAGGGUCGAACUCUGCGCUGAGGGGGCAGCUCCGAUAUCCAACGUCUGCUGGGAAGAACAAAGAGUUGAAUGGGACAAAAGCAACCCAGGAAGCCAUUGUUAUUGAUGACGAUGAAGACGACGAUGACUGCCUGGAUAAUCUGACAUUUGAGGAUUUGGCAAAGAUUUCUAAGAGGAAGCAAAACGAGGUCGUGUCUGCUUUGGGGAAGAUGACUGGGAAGAAAGAAGAGAAAGAGGUGGAUGGAGAUGUGGGGAAGAAAAAACAGGCAAAAAAACAACCUGAAGUAAAGAAAUCUGUGGAAAAAAAGAAAGAGGAGCCGAAAAAACCUUUUGUACCAGCAAGGAAACGUCAAGUCAAUGAGAGCACUAAGGAAAAGACACCAGUGAAAGCAAAAAAUAUGUUGUUUGGAGAGAGGAAGAAGUCUGCUAAGGAUGAUAAGGAGUCAGUGUCUGGUGAGGAAUCUGAUGAUGAGGAUGAGGGAGAAGAGAGGAGUGAAAGUGGAAAGAAUAAAAAGACUGUUGACAAAUCUAAAGAAAUCGGGGGAAAUGAGGAUGGAGAUGUGGUGGAGUCCAUGGAGGUUGAUGAAGCAGAGAAUGAUUGUGGUUCACCAGUUGAAUUUUUGGAUCCUUUAUCAGGUGAAAUGACAAGUAAAGAGAGUGGUGGAACUAGCGCCAAGAAAAAAGGGAGUGAAAAUGAAAGGGAUGGAUGUGAUGAUGGGUCAGAGGAGGAGGAUGCUGAGGUCAGUGACCUGACGGAAAAAGAUAAGAAGAAGAAGGGAAAAAGUACCUCCGAAAAUGGUAAAAACGGUUCAGAAGCAGAUAAGGUUGAUAAAGAUAAAUCUGAAAAAGGGAGGGAUCAUUCAAAAAGAUACGAUGACAGUUCCACUGAAGGGGACGUGAGUGAGAGUGUAAAGAAAACUGAUGAGAAGCGGAGAGGGCGUUCAAAGUCGCAGAAGAGUGACAAAGCUUCAACUGUGGAAGAAUUGGAUGAAGUUGGUGAAGGGAAGAGUCGUUCAACAAUGGAUGAUGAUGGCUCAUCAGAAGAGAUGAGCGAGACCAAGAAAACUGAUGAGAAGAGAAGAGGUCGUUCAAGGUCACAGAAGCAGACGGCUGAUAAGGAGGGGUCAACUGGGGAAGAAUCGGGUCAAGUUGAUAAAGAUAAAGUUGAGAAACUUAAGGGAUGCUCAAAAAAGGACAACAAUGGUUCAUCAGAAGAAGAAUUAGAUGAAAGUGAGAAAAGGAGAGGUCGUUCAAGAUCAGAAAAGCAGGCUCGUGAAAAGGGAUCAGCUAGGGUGAAAGAGAAGGAGACUGUCAUUGAGACGAGGGGACGUUCAAAGAAAACUGGGAAUGAUUCUGCUGAGGAAGGAAGUGGAAAAGAAACUAGUCAAUCAAAGUCCCAGAAAAUUGAUAAAGAAGGAUCAGAAGAGGAGGAAAUGAUUGAAAAGACAGACACUGGUGAUGAGAAAACUCAGAAAAAUGAUAAGGAGGGUUCUGCUGGUGAAGAAGGUGAAAUAUCUGUGGAGAAGCGACAGCGUCUGUCAAGAAAAGAUGGAGAAUCUGAAGAGGCGGGGAAAGAAAUGGACAAGAAGAGUAGGAGGAAAAGUGACACGCCAAGCAAAAGGAAAUCAGCAGUGAUUGGUGGGGAUUCUGAGAGUGACAGUAGUGAGUUCGAUCUGUAUGCGUCUACUGACGAUGAGAGGAAAAAACGUAAACGUAGAACAAAGAAGGUUACAGGGAAGAAAGGGAGAAAGGAAGCUGGUUCGGACGAAAUGGAGGGGACGGAUGUGGAUGAGAAUGAAAAAGCUCGGAAGGCACUACUUAGCAUGAUGGGUGACAGCAGUGAUUCUGAUUCUGAAUCGACGCAUAAAUCACCAAAGAAAAAGAAGGUAACUCAAAAAAAGAAAGGGCAGCAUUCUCAGUACAAGUCUUCGACUGAAGAUGAAAAGAAAACGACCAGAAGGUCGAGGGGGAGAUUUGUGGGAGAGAAAAAAUCUAGUACCAAGGCACCCAAGACUGAGAAACUAAAACACGAAUCAGACUCUUCAAAUUUCGAUUCUGAUUUGGAGAAAGAAAUUGACCAGCUGUCAAAAAAACCUCACAAAACACGACGAAAGAAAAAGUCACCAAUUUCUGAUGACGAGUCCGCGGAUGCUGAUGACAAUGAGAAAAAGACAGAGAAAAAGAAAGACAAAAAGCCUCUUGCCGGGAAGAAGAAAGACAAGAAAACUGACAAAGAUGAUGAUGCCACUUCGAGCUCUGAAUCUGAAAUCGAGGAAGACGAGGAAUCUGAAAUGGAUGCAGAGCCAUCCUCGCAGCCGAUGAUGAACGGCGAUAUCGACAUUGACCUUGAUGAGGAUGAGAAUGAGGCUGCGCGUAAGCAACUGUUGGCUGAGGCAGCAGAAGAUGACUCGGACUCUGAAGAUACGGAAGAGGAGAGCGAUGAUGAUCAAAGCAAUCAAAAGAAGGCAAAAAAGAAUGGAAACGGCAAAAAGAAAAAGUCAAAAAGUCCAAAAGAUGAUGGUGACAGCGACUUUGAAACGACCAAAAAGAGCAACAGGCGAAGUAAAUUAGAACGAGCCAAGUAUGAAGAUUCGGAGGAAUCAUAUUCAGAUGUUCAACAGAAGAAAAAGAAUACCAAGAAAAGUGACAAGGAGUCUAGUCGAAAAGGACGUAAAGGGAGCGACGAUGAGGUGGACUGGUCUGGCUCAGACAAGGAGGAGUCGGAGUCCGACUCUUCUCCUGAAUCUAGUCCAGACGACAGCGGUGACGCAUCCGAUUCUGAUGUCGUGCGAAAAGCUGCCAAGAAACCGGUGAAGGGGAAACGAAAGCGUGGAAAUAAGUCCAGUUCCGAUGAUACUGACUCGAAAAAGAGAAAGAAGCGACGAAGGAUUAAGAAGAUGAGGGAUUCGUCCUUUGAGGACUCGGACGAAGAAGAGGCAAAGAUGGAAAAGAAAAAGAAGACGAAGAAAAAGAAUGGCGAGGAAGAAAGCGCUGAAGAAAUGUCAGGCGGGGAUGAUCCCGAAACACCUGGGAAGGGUCGUAAACAGAUCCGAAAGAUGUUGAAGGAGAAGAAACUUGGGGAUGAGACCAAGGCCGCGGCGAUGGCAGAGAGGGAGCGUCGAGAGAGGGUCGAGGCGAGACAGGCAAAGUAUAACGCCAUCAUGAUAGAAACGGAGACAGACGACACUUCACCAACCAAAUGUCCAAUCACGACCAAGCUGGUGCUAGAGAUAGACAAAAAGACGGAAGAGCCGUUGAUUGAGGUCAACAAGAAGCUGAUCCGUCUGCUCAAACCCCAUCAGGUGGAAGCCGUCAAGUUUCUUUGGGAUUGUGUCAUUGAGUCUGUCGACCAACACGCAAAGAGUGGAGGCUCAGGAUGUAUAUUGGCCCACUGUAUGGGUCUGGGGAAGACUCUCUCAAUGAUAACCUUUGUCCACACACUGUUGAACUACGGUGACAUUCUUCAGCUACGAACCUGCCUCGUUAUCUGUCCGCUGAACACAGUAUUGAAUUGGGAGACUGAGUGGGACAAAUGGUUUGACAAUGAUGAAGACAAAUUUGAGGUGUAUGAGUUGGGUCAUGUGAAGAAUAAUCAUCAACGUGCAGCGAUGUUGCAGGAUUGGCAGGAGAGUGGAGGUAUUCUCAUCAUCGGUUACGAGAUGUUUAGAAACUUGUGCAGAGGCAAUCACUGUCGAAAUAAGAAAUUGAAGAAGGUCUUCUUCGAGACUCUCUCUGACCCUGGACCUGACUUCAUCGUAUGCGACGAGGGCCACUUAUUGAAGAACGACCAAUCGGCGCUGUCCAAAACAUGUAACGCUGUCGCAUCAAAGAGGCGGGUGGUGUUGACUGGUACUCCUUUACAGAACAAUCUAGUCGAAUAUCAUUGUAUGGUAAACUUUGUGAAGCGCAAUCUCCUGGGUACGAAGAAAGAGUUCAGUAAUCGAUUUAUCAAUCCAAUCACAAAUGGACAGUGUGCGGACUCCACGCAACGUGACGUGCGUAUCAUGAAGAAACGUUCCCACGUUCUUCACGAGAUGUUGGACGGCUGCGUCCAACGCAGAGACUACAGCUGUUUAUCAAAAUUCCUUCCGCCGAAAUUUGAAUAUGUGAUCAGUGUGCGUCUGUCUGCGGUGCAGAUCGAGUUGUACCAAAAGUAUCUCGAUCUUAAUGUGACGUUUGACGAAAACGGGAAGAGGGCUGGUGCAAGUCUAUUCAAGGAUUAUCAGAAUCUCAUGAGGAUCUGGACGCAUCCGUGGGUACUUAAAAUGCAUCAAGACCGGCUCGAUGAGAAGGCCAUGCUGAAUGAUGAGUCGGAUGAUUUCGUCGAUGAUGAUUCCUACCAGUCUGAGGCGUCUUCCUCGGAAGAGGCGGCAUCGUCCAAGUCUGAAUCUGAUGUGAUCACUCUAGAUUCGGAUGAAGACAAGAAAAAGAAGAAACAGACCUCUAGUCGAAGAAGGAGAGGCAGUGAUGCCGGAGAUGAGGUAGUCAAUAAGUGGAAGUCGAGUACUAGAGGCGGAAACAGUCGGUCUGCAACGCCACUUCAGUCACUCGAGGAAAUCGGCAAGAAUGAGUCGGAUGAGUGGUGGGGAGAACAUGUCAAUCUUGAAGAUGACCAGUGGAAAUAUGAGCUCAGUGGGAAACUAGUGGUGCUAUUUGAAAUCAUCAGGAUGGCGGAGGAAAUCGGUGAUAAAGUGCUUGUGUUUAGCCAGAGUAUCCUCUCCCUCAACAUCAUAGAAGAUUACCUGGACUACUUCGAUAGGAGUUCUUCCGAGGUGUGUGGUCCCGGCGGUUGGAGUCAUGGCCUUGAUUACUUCCGAUUAGAUGGUACAACGAAUGCCCAAAAUCGAAAGAAGUAUGCCGAGGUGUUCAACGAUAUUGAAGACCAUAGGGCAAGAUUGUUUCUGAUCUCAACACGGGCUGGCUCUCUGGGCAUCAACCUGGUAGCCGGCAACAGGGUAGUCAUCUUUGACGCUUCUUGGAACCCGUCGUACGAUACACAGUCCAUGUUCCGAGUGUACCGUUUUGGUCAAAUAAAGCCUUGUUACAUCUACAGAUUAUUAGCCCAGGGAACGAUGGAAGAAAAAAUCUACGAGAGGCAGGUGACAAAACAGUCCCUUUCCCAGCGCGUUGUGGAUGAACAUCAAGUCGAGAGACAUUUCUCUGCUGCUGAUAUGAGAGAAUUAUACGCGUUCACGCCAGAUAAAUAUGACGCAGAGAAGGAACAACCUACGCCUAUACUACCAAAGGAUCGCUUCUUGGCAGAUAUCCUCCACUCUAAGAGUGAGUGGAUCCUCAAGUAUCAUCACCAUGACUCCUUACUCGAGAACAUUGACAAUGAGAAACUAUCUGAGGAGGACCGCAAGACGGCCUGGGAAGAGUACGAGGCGGAGAAGAAGGGCCAGUUUACCUAUUACCAGAAUCCUGGUAUGGGUAUGGGCAUGGGCAUGGGUAUGGGUAUGGAUCAACAAUCAUUCAACCUCCUUGCCCAGGGUAACAACCUGCUUCAGGCCGGUCAGCAGAGUAUGGAGACUCUGCAGGCCUACCUCCAGAACCCCACCUACAUCAAUAACAUGAUGCGCAUGAUCCUGCAGCAGAAUCCCAACCUGACCCCGAUCGAGGUGACGCAGCGCCUGCAGGCUGUGAUUAACAUGCAAAUGCAACAGCAUUCCAGUCAGAUUCGGGCCCAACAAGAACUCCACAAACAACAGAUCCAAGCCAGACAACAACAGGAGUUGCUACGGUUACAACAGAUUCAACAACAGCGACGCUUACAUGAAGACCGUAUCCGGCAACGUGAAUGGCUUGCCAGAUUACAAAAUGAAGCAUCAUCUGGGCCAAAAAUAGUUGAUUUGGUUGACGAUGAUGGCUCUUAGUUUUAGUAUUGUGUUAUCGUUAAUAAUUUAAAUCAAACACAGUCAUGACAGUUGUGAAAUCUUAUUCUUAGCCACAUAUUCUGCAACCAGUGGUGUUGCUACCAAAUUUGAAAGCUAAGAAAAGCCAUUUUGUACCAUUUGCAUUUGUUCAAUUCUUUUCACUGAUUUUUCACUUUGGAAGUGAAAGUGGGGGUUACCUGGUUUGAAUUUUAUUCAAAUCAUCAUGUUGAUUAUGAUAAAUAGCUUUUGAGAUUCAGUAAAGCCAAAGGAUUUAUAGGGAUCACUGAAUUUGUCCUUCAGAGCACCACUGAAUAUGACAAAAUAAGAAUGCUGGUCAUCUGUGUUUCAGGGCAUCGUCUGCCUGUUCUGAUUUUUUAGGUUCGUUAUAAAUCAAAAUGACUUGCAUGACAAUGUUUAUGGGCAUGGCUAUGUCCGUAAUGUUAUGGCCAAUGAAUAGGGUCCUUUUACAUGGAACUUUGGUAAUAUGCUGUGUGCAGACUUAUGUCACGGUAAUAUACAGUGUAUACCACUAGUUCAGUCUAAUGUUGCAUAAUAAUUGCGGAUUUGAUGAUCCGGAUAUAAGGUAGUGUUUGGUCACACAUCAUUUGUACCAAAAAUAUAUAAGCUUAUACCGAACAGGAGAGCAAUCUUAAGUUAAAUUGGUGUAGCCUAACUGUCAGUCAAUCACACUCUCAAUUCUCUAUGCUUCGUACUUCAUUGUGGCUUGGCUGGGGAAUGAAUAUGAUUUAUUGAGAGUUGAGAUACAUGUAGUUCCCUUUCAUAAUGAGAGUCAUUUGUAUAGUUUACAUAAUCAAUGUUUAAUUAUUAACGUAUUGUGGUUCUAAUUAUUGAAAAUUUCUUCCAAAUCAUAUUUUUCUGAUUUCAGUAUCUGUUGAGAUUCUACAUGUAUGUUAUGAUCAAUGUCUUUGUUUGUAAUAUAUGUUCGUUACAAAGUGAUUUUAUACGUACUAUUUUAGAAAAGGACCAAACAUGGUUCAUGGUCAUAAUCUCCUAGGCAUUCAUGUCUGAAAUAGUUGACCUGUGCCUCCUGGGGAAUGUCAUAAUUCUCGUAAAUGAAGAGCUUUGCUGAAUUAUUGUAUCGCUUCUUCAAGUUGUAUAGGAAUUCAACAGUGUAACAGAAUCAGAUUGGACUAUUUGCUACUGUCACUGCCAACUUCCAUUUUUGAUAAAAAAAUUAUCACAUGACAGACUAUCGAAUGGGUCUGGGUUAUUCGUGAAAUAAAACGCCGACAAAAAUGUUGCUGUUAACAGUAUCAAAGUAACUCUUGAUGGCAAUGGAAUGGUCGAGUUGUUUGAGAUGUGUUCAUGUCGUAAGGUGGUGUGCUGUGGUGAUGGUUGGAAUGUUUAUUGUCUGCUGAUCAUAGAGAUUACAUACCUUGGAACUGAUCAUUUUCUCCGUUGCUUUAAGUGCUACCAGAAUGUUGUGAAAAAAUUACUUCCCUAAAGGGUAUUUUCUGUAAAUGUUGCGAUGUUUUAUUUUCAAUUCAACACACAUGAUAGUUCAUACUCACUAAUCACCAGUUACAAGAUCUGUAAUGCUGUGGCACUGCGAUUGAUCUCAAAACGAUUAGCUUUGGGGGAGUUUUCUUGACCAAAUAUGAAAACAUGGGAAUUCAUUAAAAAUCUUGAGUAACUAAAGGGUUAAAUAGUACAUGUAUGUUUUUAAUGAGAAGAGCGUCGAACAUAUCAUACCGGUAAAUAUUCUUCCACAUAUUAAUAUUUGAAAUUUUUUGGGGGAUGUGGAGCAAGAUAGUAUGAACUCGUUAGUCAAGUUUCUUGUAAUUUAUAUCAUUGUUUUUGGAACUGAUUAUGUUCUCAUAAGUUAAAGGGAAAUAACUUGUAGUAAACACUGCAUUUAUUGAGAGUUUCCAACCAAAGUGGAACUCCUUGUCUCGGGCUUCUCCUAAGUGUAAUUUAAGGGGGAGGAUGUGUUCUUUCAGUCCAUACUUGGUCCGACCAGAGUCUUUCUAUAUCUUGUAUAGAAAGACUCUGGUCCUACCAAGAGUGAAUAAAGAUGAGAGUUCUUUUUACAUUUUGAUCUGUUAUUUGGCAUGGGAUGCCAGAUUUUGCGAUGAUCAGUGUUAAAUAAUUAAAAUAUGUCUUGUUCUUGUGAUCAAGUGUUCCCUUGUAACGUUGUUGCAAUGAAAAAAAAUAAAGAAAAUUAUGU
Messenger RNA from Lineus longissimus, 9410 nucleotides. RefSeq names its product transcriptional regulator ATRX-like. The transcript is spliced from 29 exons. Gene Ontology annotation, molecular function: ATP hydrolysis activity; ATP binding; ATP-dependent chromatin remodeler activity. NCBI's taxonomy places the organism in Eukaryota, Metazoa, Nemertea, Pilidiophora, Heteronemertea, Lineidae. The coding region runs from base 155 to 7222 and encodes 2355 amino acids. Gene Ontology annotation, cellular component: nucleus. The record is from RefSeq and is a predicted model, not a curated record.